Molecule: messenger RNA, 1245 nt
Organism: Chiroxiphia lanceolata (lance-tailed manakin)
Lineage: Eukaryota; Metazoa; Chordata; Aves; Passeriformes; Pipridae
Gene: APOO
Product: apolipoprotein O
Exons: 9
Coding region: 21-716 (231 amino acids)
Biological process (GO): cristae formation
Cellular component (GO): MICOS complex
Source: RefSeq, a predicted model, not a curated record
CCCCGUGACGUCACGCCGCCAUGACGUCGCCGCUCCCUCCCCGCCCGCCCGGCGCCGCCAUGUUCAAGGUAAUUCGGCUGGGGGCCACCCCUGUCAGCCUGAGCUUGCUCUCUGUCCAGGUUUAUGCUGCUUCCUCAGAGAAGACUUCCAAAAAGGAGUUGCUGAAAAUUGAGGAGCUGUCACUCUACUCCUCUCCAGCUCGUGAGACUAAAUAUGUGGAGAAUCCACAAACUGAAUUGGAAGAGGGGGUUUCACGUUUACGACAUGCUAUGGAGCCAUAUACAGCCUGGUGUCAGGAUCUUUAUGCCAAAGCUAUGCCCAAUUUAGAAAAAGCUGUUGAGCAUGGUAGAGAGGGCUAUGAAUUUCUCCAAAAGCCGCCUGCUGGAUUUUAUCCAAGACUUGGUGUGAUAGGUUUUGCUGGAAUUAUUGGAUUGUUUCUUGCUAGAGGCUCAAAAAUCAAGAAGUUGGUGUACCCUGUGAGUCUCAUGGGUAUUGCUACCUCCAUGUAUUACCCUCAGCAAGCGGUUGCUAUUGCAAAGGUUGCUGGCACACAGCUGUAUGAUUGGAGUCUUCAGGGAUAUAUUGCUGUAGAAUCUCUUUGGAAGGAUAAUCCUAAGAAAAAGAAAUCUGGGGAAAAAAGUGAUAAGGGUGAUGCAGUUGGUGACAAGGCCCUGGAAGUCCAUGCUGCUUCAAAUAAAGAGCGAGCCCAGAAGUAAAAUGCUACAUCACCUGGCAUCAGACAGGUGAAGAAAAAUAUAGAUAUAAGCAACAAUUUCCCAAGAAAAAGAUGAAAACCCAUCUGAAUCCAUUUUGAAUGUGACUAAUCUGCCUUCUGCCUCGGGACAGUCUGACUGUGUGCUGCUCAGGCUUCUGGUAUGGAUUCUGUGAAAGGACAUUACGUGUUUUGGGUCAGUCUGGAGACCUCGUCCUCGGUUCUGCAGUGGGACUGAAGUCUGCUCAUGCUUGUCCCAUUGCAGGAUCAACACUGCAAGUAGCGAGUCUCUGAAUCCCUGAAUCUCUUAUUAUUUAUAUAUAAAAUAAAAUUCCAGAUACACAAAAUGGUCCAGUUUUUUCCCUCCUCCUAACUUCUUUAAAGUCGUGGAUGCGAUGUUUGCACAAUCUGUGGAAGGUUCUAGAGAGGUUGUUGACAGUGCCUGUAUUUUUUUACCAGUGAGGGGAAGCUGGAAGUAGCAUGAUGUUUUGGCUGACACGGGCUCAUAGAAUUAGGAAUGGGAACAAUUACAA